Molecule: messenger RNA, 979 nt
Organism: Cajanus cajan (pigeon pea)
Lineage: Eukaryota; Viridiplantae; Streptophyta; Magnoliopsida; Fabales; Fabaceae
Gene: ABR1
Product: Integrase-type DNA-binding superfamily protein
Biological process (GO): regulation of DNA-templated transcription; ethylene-activated signaling pathway
Molecular function (GO): DNA binding; DNA-binding transcription factor activity
Source: RefSeq, a predicted model, not a curated record
GGCUGUUACCAAAUUGAACUUUUCCAUGGUAUGAAAAAGGGUUGGGUUGAGUUGGAGGGCGUGCAUGCAAAUUACAAAGAGGUGAAGCUACAUGGCGAAUCACGGUGGAAAGGGUAACGAGAAGCUUUUGUCAGUGCCAUUCAUGUUUUCGGGUCUGAACCGAGAGAGGGAGAUGUCAGCCAUGAUCUCUGCUUUGACCCAUGUCGUGUGUGGAGAGGAUCACAGUAUCAAUAAUAAUAAUAAUAAUAAUAACAACAAUAGUGAAGUUUUUGUGACAUCAAAUAUGGCUUGUGCUUCUGUGGCAGUGGCACCUUCUUCAUCUCAUGGUGGCAACUCUGUUCUGAAGAGAAGGAGGGAAGAGGAUAAUACAAAUACAAAUACAAAUACAUCAUUCGGUGAAUUCUCACGUGAAGCCUCGCAGCCUGCUAUUUCAACAAUUACAGAGAGUUCAAGUAGGAAUAGGGAAUACGAAUACGAAUACGAAUACGAAUACAAGUCAGAAGAGAAGGGUAGAAGAGAGGAGCAAGAGAGGAGGAAAUACAGAGGAGUGAGGCAGAGGCCGUGGGGGAAAUGGGCGGCAGAGAUAAGGGACCCGAUAAAGGCGAGCAGAGUGUGGUUAGGAACAUUCCAAACAGCAGAGGCUGCAGCCAGAGCUUAUGAUGAAGCCUCCUUGCGUUUCAGAGGCAACAAAGCCAAACUCAACUUUCCUGAAAAUGUUAGGCUCAGACAACCCAACCCACCAACCCUCUAUCAUCACAUUCCCAUGUCUUCUCAUAAUGUUCAAUCUUCACCAUUGCUUUCUUCUUCUUCAACUAUGACUUCUCCACAGCCACCACCUGUUCCUUCCAUUCAUUUACCCUCUCAUUCCAUGUGAUUUAUUUCACUUCUCUCUGUUUUUUGCACUUGCACGAUCUGCUUCUGGAAUUUUUUGUGCCAUGUUACUUCCAUAUAAAGAGAUAAUUUCGAUUCACUCUGCUUA